Molecule: messenger RNA, 2489 nt
Organism: Castor canadensis (American beaver)
Lineage: Eukaryota; Metazoa; Chordata; Mammalia; Rodentia; Castoridae
Gene: Gcgr
Product: glucagon receptor
Biological process (GO): cell surface receptor signaling pathway; adenylate cyclase-activating G protein-coupled receptor signaling pathway
Cellular component (GO): plasma membrane
Molecular function (GO): glucagon receptor activity; peptide hormone binding
Source: RefSeq, a predicted model, not a curated record
AUGCCCCCUGCCGGGCCACGCUGCCUGCUACUGCUGCUACUGCUGCUGGCUUGCCAGUUACAGACCCCUUCUGCCCAGGUGAUGGAUUUCUUGUUUGAGAAGUGGAAGCUCUAUGGUGACCAAUGUCACCACAACCUCAGCCUGCUGCCCCCACCCACGGAGCUGGUCUGUAACAGAACCUUUGACAAGUAUUCUUGCUGGCCUGACACCCCUCCCAACACCACAGCCAACAUCUCCUGCCCCUGGUACCUGCCUUGGUAUCACAAAGUGCAGCACCGCCUGGUGUUCAAGAGGUGUGGACCCGACGGGCAGUGGGAGCGCGGGCCCCGGGGGCAGCCAUGGCGCAAUGCCUCCCAGUGUCAGAUGGACAACGAGGAGAUCGAAGUCCAGAAGGAAGUGGCCAAGAUGUACAGCAGCUUCCAGGUGAUGUACACGACGGGCUACAGCCUGUCACUGGGGGCCCUGCUCCUUGCGUUGGCCAUCCUGCUGGGCCUCAGCAAGCUGCACUGCACCCGCAACUACAUCCACGGGAACCUGUUUGCAUCCUUCGUGCUCAAGGCUGGCUCCGUGCUGGUCAUUGACCAGCUGCUCAAGACUCGCUAUAGCCAGAAGAUUGGUGAUGACCUCAGGGUCAGCGUGUGGCUCAGUGAUGGGGCGGUGACCGGAUGCCGUGUGGCUGCUGUGGUCAUGCAGUAUGGCAUCGUGGCCAACUACUGCUGGCUGCUGGUGGAGGGCGUGUACCUGCACAACCUGCUGAGCCUUGCCACCUUCCCAGAGAGGAGCUUCUUUGCCCUAUAUCUGGGCAUUGGCUGGGGUGCACCCCUGCUGUUUGUCAUCCCCUGGGCCACGGUCAAGUGUCUGUUUGAGAACGUUCAGUGCUGGACCAGCAAUGACAACAUGGGCUUCUGGUGGAUUUUGCGCAUCCCUGUCUUCCUGGCCAUCCUGAUCAACUUCUGUAUCUUUGUCCGAAUCAUUCUCCUUCUUGUGGUCAAGCUGCGAGCCCGCCAGAUGCACUAUGCUGACUACAAGUUCCGGCUGGCCAAGUCUACGCUCACCCUCAUCCCCUUGCUGGGGGUCCACGAGGUGGUCUUUGCCUUCGUGACUGACGAACAGGCCCAGGGAACCCUGCGCUCCACCAAGCUCUUCUUCGACCUAUUCCUCAGCUCCUUCCAGGGCCUGCUGGUGGCUGUUCUCUACUGUUUCCUCAACAAGGAGGUACAGGCAGAGCUGCUGCGGCGCUGGCGACAUUGGCGAGAAGGCAGAGCACUGUGGGAGGAGCAACUCACUAACAACCACAUGGCCCCGGCAGGGCCUAGUCGUGGUGUCCACUGCCAGAAGCUUCAGCUCAUGAGAAGUGGUAGCAGCCGGGCUGGCCAGGACUCCUCUGUGCAGACUCCCUUGGCCAGUGGCUUCCCAGGGUUGGCUGAGAGCCCGUCCUGAAUCUCCACUGGAACCCAGCUGGGGCUGGAUUCAGAAAGGACGCCACUCGACAGCCUAGAACUGAAUGCCAGGCCAUGGCUGGAGGGGCAGGGCAUCUGGACAGCAGCUCCCACAAUCUACAUCUCCCCUUCUCCACACCUGCCCUGUUCCCCAGGACAGGCUGGAUGGAGGUUGGGGGUCAGGUGUGCUAAGAGAGCUGUGCCAGGGAUGUGGGCCUUUGUCCCCAUGUGUUAGUGCAUCCCAUGUACACACGUGUGUCCUCCAAUAAAGAGCUUAAGCAGUGGCCACCUUACACAUCCUGGAGAGCUGGGCUGUAACUACCUUGCGUACAGCAGUGGGGGCAGGCUGGGCAGGGCUCAAGGAGCAGGAGCUGCAUGAAUGGGCCACAGGCUGUUCACUCCCUCAAGGGGCCCUCCAACUAACCCUGUUCCGCAGAUUGCUGAAGUGCCCCAAGAGUGCCAACAGUACUGUCCCUUCCUGAGCAAGUUCUGACCACCCUCCCAUCCUGGCUCAGGGCAGUGGUCCCCAGGGGACCCCAGUCCCCCAAAUGUCCCUAUCUGUCAGCAGAGGGACAUGGAGGGGGACUGGUGGCAGAGGGAGGCUACUGCAUAGCAACCCUCCUGCUACCCCGUGUGAGCAGCACAUUUACCCAGAGGGUGUGGUCCAGAAGCACCCCUCUUGAAGGGCAGCAUAGCACUGGCACUGGACUCUGAGCUUGCUUUCUGCUGGCCUGGCCUCUGCUUCACAUCAGCUUUACUUGGAAAUUCAUAGGCCACACAGCAGAUUGAAGUAGGGGGAAAUGGACCCCAAAAUUGCUGUGGGUGCAGAUGAAGAUGCAGUGCAGAGUUUGCUCUGCCUCUGUACUUAGCUCUGAGGCCGUGCCUACUCCAGCCCUUGCUAUGUCCUGUAGGUAGACGGGCACCUUGCUUGCCAGGCUGGGAGGUCAACACAGGCCCAGAAGAGAUGCCCCCUCAAGUGCUUGACACAGGAAGAGACAGGACGCAUCCUGGGUGCCUGGUUCUCUGGGAUGCACCCUGAGUCUGUGAGGC